Aplysia californica (California sea hare) is the source of this 4046-nucleotide messenger RNA. RefSeq lists its product as uncharacterized. The record is from RefSeq and is a predicted model, not a curated record. NCBI's taxonomy places the organism in Eukaryota, Metazoa, Mollusca, Gastropoda, Aplysiida, Aplysiidae.
GUCACAGGCUUAGGCUUAUUCAUGCAGUUGUGUCGACAUUAUAAUACCGAGUUCUUGAGGGGAGUGUUCAUGAACAUUUCUAAACCAGUGUGCUCAUAAUGUAACAUUCUUUGAUGUUUGUUGUUUGUUUGUUUUAUUUUCGUUUUAAUUUCUAUUAUAAUUUGUGUAUCAAAUUCAGAAACAGAGGACGUGGAGGACGUGGAAGUGUGUCAUCAUAAAGAGGAUGUAAUGGCGAUGACCUGUGAUGGAACGAUUCUUGCAUGCGUGGCUGAGGUCGAAGUAUGCGGCAAAGACUUUCUCUCUCGUUUACGUUACAUCUAGCCAACUUCCCACAACACGCAGAGAAGCCCCUGAUAAAGACUGUGAAACAACAGAAAGACUAGGGCCACUUGAGCAGAGCUUGAAAACCUUGCCCCCAAGGUAUGUACGUGGGAUCAGAAGAACCGUGUCAGAGCCGACGCGAAGUUUGAACAAAUCCUUGUCGGAAGCUUUGAAGGAUGAGAUCGGGUGUAUGAUUCGCUUUAGACGUUUCACCGCAGGUUAUGAGGAAUUCGAGGAGGAAGACAAACCCAGAAAGAAUAUCCUAACCAUGGAAGACAUUCGGCGGCGAGAGCUCGUGCGACAGAGGAACAAAAAACAUGCCAAGGCCUCACGUGAACGAUUCCACCAGCUUUUGGAGGAUCUCAAAGAAAGACAAUUGGACCUCGAGGCGGAAAAUAACAGUCUACGCGCUGACGUCCAAAAUCUUAAGUCCAGAAAAGAAAUAAUGUUGGAAACAUUGCGGGGAUUCGUGUCUGAUGAUCCCCUCAGCAAGCCUGUUGUUAGUUCCAACAGCCCUGGACAUGGAAAGAAACAUUAUUUGUCUACAAACCGCUGUUUUUCUGUCUUGACGCACUCACCAACAAGAAAAUCCCAACAAUGGCCCAACACAUUCCCCAGGCAGAAGUUCUCUGUGACCAGAAAAGUAGAGGAUUGGCUGCAGGCUCAGGCAACACUUCCGUCCACAAGUAAACAGAACCCAGAAGAACUGCUAUGUUGUCCCACAAGCUCCGGAAAACGGGAUCCAGUAAAAUCGAAAACAAGUGGCAUGCUGGCCAACUGACGACCGCAUAAUCGGACGAAAGUUCAAAAAGAGGAUGUCUCCGCUAGAUCUCGUAGACAGCCUAAUGAGAGUACAUCUUGCUCUGUUCUUUGUAAAGAGACCCUAAUAAUGUCCUUAACUUCAAGAAAAUGUAAUAAAUGAGUAUAUGGAGUCAUUGCAUGAUUGUAUGACUGUUCAAUUUCCCGCUUUUUGUAGUCUGCGUACUGCCUGGAAUUUUCUACGUUUUGAAUGAAUUUGAAUCGUGAUAACUGUUUCAUGCAUUGCCCAAAUUCAAUUAUUUAGAUGGUGAAUGUAAUAGUUUUUACAACUCUUUUUGAUCGAAUAAUAGCCUACACUUUCAAACGCUUUGACAUUGUAUUAUAAUGCUGAAUCUUAAUAUCGUCUUUCACACAUGGCGUCACGCGACCUAAAUGUGGCCGUGCAGUGAGUGGAAACCCCGGAUGUACGUACGUACUAGGUCAAGUAGGUUUUGAAGGUGGUGAACCUAAAGUUUACUUUUACCAAAAUGUCAUUUCCUUGUAGGUUGUUGGUUUUGGCUUCUUAUUUUUCGUAUGUGACAGAUUUAAGGCAAACCAUCCCCAUUUUCUAGAGUCAAAUACAAACUCAUGUUCUGCAUACUACAUACAUCAGCACGUGAAUCGCUUCUGGUUCUCUUUUUGUAACCUGACACAGUGUCCAUGUUACCUCCCGCUUCAGCUUCAGAGAUAGGGCAAAAGUAAAUUUGGACCCCUUAUUCUUAAAAGCGUUGUUUCGCAUGAUGUCAUGGAAACCCAAACAUAAGACAAGGAAUAUGUCUAAUUAUUAUCUCAUUGAUGUAACCCGACUGAGAGUGAGUCUCCAAAUGUGCGCAAUAGGUCAAGUAAGUUUUAAAUUGGGGCCCUUUUAAAAAAAAUCCAACGAUCUUCUCUUUACACUUUUAACAGCACUUUUCUUUGCCUUUAGUCUGUACUCACACAGCUCUAAACGAGGAGUCUUCUUUCACUGAGACAGUGUUGGUUACAUUGCCAGCAUGUAGUAAAAGACCUGAACUAAAUCUACAUAUUAUGUACAUUAUGUAUAAUGCUGCUUCUGGGUAUACUUCAAGUUCAAACACCAUGUUAUAUGUGUUGUAGCAAUUUGGAUUUUGUUUUAGGUUUUCCUCUCAGGUUUAAUUCCAAACCUGAUUUUCAUUCCUUCCCCUUUGUCCUUCAGUGUUCACAAUGUGUUUUGUCAGGUUCGCCAUUUGCACCAGAAGUGCAAAGGCUUUAGAUCUCUAUAAGAUGUCUGUUUUUGUAAGUGGUAGAUCUUAUACUUAAACGCUUGGAAGAGACACUCGUGUGAAGUCAAAUACAGUUGAAAUUAUGUAAAACAUUUUUAUCGAAAAUAGGAAAGUAUUUCUGGUAGAGUCUACGGUCUAGCAUGCUCAUAGAGAAAUCGUCGAGAAGCAGAGAUUUUUUCGUCAUGUACGAAUUUUACUAUUGAUGAGCUUUAAAAUAUAUAGACUAUAAAGAUGUAUAUCAAGAAUCCUAUAUGAAAAGAUGCAAGACCUGAAAGUCUGUUCUUUGUGAACAUGUUCAUUAUGUUGUCCUAAUCUGUAUUUUUAUUCCUAUCCUCUCAGAAUAAAAAAGCAACAUUCUUCGUUUAUUGGACUGCCAUCAGUACGUUAACUCGGGUCCAGUCUCUCGAGUAUCUAAAAAUUUUCAGUACUUUCCUAAGAGAAUUUUUUUUCAAGGGAAAUGAAAGACACGAACAGUUUGAUACAUGUAUUUAGCUGCAUAUUAUAGUCUUUAUUGUUAUUAUUUUUAAAAUUAUAAAUAUUUUAGGCUCAUUGAUUUGGUUUAGAUCAAUAAGAACGCAGAUUGCGUUAACUGCCAGUCAUCUAGUUCCAAACCUGACUGAAUGGGAUAGAGCAUCUCAGCAGACACGAUCAGUGAAAUAGAAAGUUCUCUCCGCGUUACCAAACUUACUUUCAGACUAGUUCUGUACGUGCAAUGGCGAGGUACCUAACCAAGGCCACACUGGCCAUGCACUGUGUAAUGUUUCAUCACUUUGUGCCACAACGCAAAUGACGUCAACUGCAUCAGUUCAAUUCUUUCUUUUUUUUUUUUACUUUCCGGCGCAGCCACGCAAAGAUGGGAGUAAACUUUAUUAGCAAAUCAAAGCACAGCAUACACAGCAGUUUCCCAACCGAAUAUAUGCCUUACAAAAAAUGAAGUCCUUAAUCUAUAUCCAGGUCUUUUCAGCAAAAUCGUGAAAGUACAUUACUUAUUAAUUUUCUGUUGAGGAGAAAAAACACACUUAAUGUGCACAAUCACAGAGAAUUGCGCUGUUAUGCAACGGCUUACUCAAUAAGCCGCCCUUCCGAGCGGAAGACACGGUAAAUUGCGCAGGUUUUUGAGCUUGCUAGGGAGAGUGGGGAGAAGUGGGCCACCGUGGGAAGAGUUUUUUAAAAACCGAAACAACUAAAAAAUGAAGAAACAAAGAACAGAAUGCGUUAUAUCAAUCUACACAACUUUUAUUGUGUUUAAAAACCAGUUGUAAGAGAUAGAAUGAAAUUGGUUUUAUAGAGUGCUGAAGUCAACAUUACAAGUGGAGAGAAGAGGGCCAUGGGUGGGGAGAACUGCCCCCCCCCCCUCCCUGUGGGGAGAAAAGGGCCCCCUGGGGAGAAGAGGGCCACAGGUGACAUCUUUUACCAGAGCUAUCGGAACCUUAACAAAAAACCCCAAUAAAUUCCCCACAACGGCACAAAUAUGGAAUUUAACGCAAAUUAAGACCACCAAAGUGUCCAAAGUCAACCUAGAUACGGAUGUCACCUCUAUGGUUCUUACAAUAGUGCCUCUGAAUUCAGAAUGUGGGUGGGGGUAAAAUGGCUCUAAUUGAGUCAAUGUGGACUGAAGAAAUAUCUUCCACUGCUGGUUUUACAAAGUGUAGGCUCUUUUUGCCCUUUCUUCUAAAAAAAAAAAAA